Molecule: messenger RNA, 1886 nt
Organism: Amaranthus tricolor (Joseph's coat)
Lineage: Eukaryota; Viridiplantae; Streptophyta; Magnoliopsida; Caryophyllales; Amaranthaceae
Product: F-box/LRR-repeat protein At3g26922-like
Molecular function (GO): protein binding
Source: RefSeq, a predicted model, not a curated record
UGCAAUUUUUCUAAUUGGCCAUAUAUUUUAUCAUCCAAUCGAAAUAAGUACUUUAUUUAACUAAAAAUUAUAUAUUUUGUCUAUUACAUAGAAAGUUAGAAACUCAAGAUUAUCACGAAAAUUUAUUGUCUACCACGUGAAAAAGGCACAAGGCUCAAGGUGACCAACUAUUUAUUGAAAAGUAAAAAGAACCGCCACAAAAGCCACUAAACAAAUGAAUUUAACCAAAAUGAGAAGUUAUAAGCUCACCUGAAAAUAAACCCUAAAAAUGGCGGAAAGCAAUGGCAGCAAGAGAAUCAAAACUGAAGAUGAUGUAGAUGAAGAUCGUAUAAGCUCUCUACCAGACAAUUUAAUCUCUAACAUUCUCUCCUUUCUUCCAAUCAACAAUGCCAUCGCAACCUCCAUUUUAUCCCGUGGCUGGAAACCUCUCUGGACACAAGUCACUCGUUUUCCCUACGAUGUCAAAUCUUCUACCGAAUUCUCCACCAUUAUUCGACAUAUCUUUCCGAAACUCGCUCUACCAAACAUUCACAUUCUUCGCCUUUCUCUGCCUCUAACAUGGGAAUGGAAUGAGGAUGAUAUGAAAAUCUGUUCAUCUACUUUGAAAUUCAUUAUGAGUCAAAUUUGCUCACACAAUGUCCAACAAAUUGAGGUAACUCGUAAUCAUGAAGAUACUCCUCAUUUUGUUUUGCCCAGUUGUGUUUUUGAAACCUUAUCUUUGGUAGUGCUUAAAUUGGAUUCAAAAAUUUACUGCCAAUUUGCUGAAAACGGAAUUGUUAAUCUUCCUAAUUUGAUCAAGCUUUCUGCAUAUAUCCCCGAUGACCCUGAAUAUUUAUACAACCUGUUGAAGAAUUGUCCAAAUUUGCAAGAUUUAUCUCUGGAAUAUCACUCAGACUACUAUGUCGCACCUGUGUAUACAAAAAAAUUUUAUUUAGCAGCUCCAAAUUUGAGAACUUUGGCUAUAAAUGUAUGUUCUGACUGGUCUUACUACAAUUUUAUUAUCGACGUUCCUAACCUAAGGCACCUAAGUAUACGAGGCCGUUUAGUGGAUUACCAGAUUGUUAAAAACCCAACUCAAUUGUAUGAUGCUUGUAUUUGUGUAUUGGGGUAUGUAAUAGGCAGAGAAGAGAAAGAACAUUUAGUUAAUGAGUCAUGGUCAUGGAAGCUUUUUCAAGGUUUGGCUAAUACCAAGUCCCUUCAACUCAAAGAUUGCACAAUGGAAAUUCUUAAUUAUGUAGGCCAUGCUGGAAUCGGAGAAGUACUACCAAUCUUCAAUAAUUUGACCCAUCAUAAGAUGUCCUUUUCCUGGUUUGUAGCUUGGAAGGAAUUGACUCAAUGUAUUAGUUGCUUUCCUAAUUUAGAGGUUUUGGUCUUGUCUCUAAAGCAAUAUAAAGGUUAUUCUCUCCAAUUUAAGAAUUUGGAUGAUGAAACUUGUAAUGCUAGUAAUUUUAGAUACAUGGAACUAUGGAAGAGAUACUUUAAGGGGUAUGAUGAGGACAUUGUUGCUCUAAAACAUAUUUUGGAGAUGGGAAUUGCUCUAGAGCAGCUUGUUGUUUGUGUUUCCGGGAAUGAAAAAGAAGACAGACCAUGGAAGGAAUAUCAAAGCUGUGAGAGAUUAUUCAAGUUUCCAAGGAGUUCUUUGAAUUGUGAGAUAGUAUUCAAUGGUUAUUAUAUCACUGCAUCAAGUAAGGGACUAAAAAAUGGAUCUAUUGGUUGUCAGCUUCGUUGCGUAAACUCUUCCAUUGAUUGAUAGCUAUAAAGGUAUACUAGUUCUGGGAAUUUCUUUUUGAGUCGGUUACAGUGUAACAUAAUUCCUUAGCUAAUUCGAUUUUUGAAUUCGUGAUUCACUUAAAUAUGCCCAAGAAUAGCCCAAAACCGAUCAUAAU